Maniola jurtina (meadow brown) is the source of this 3169-nucleotide messenger RNA. RefSeq names its product arginyl-tRNA--protein transferase 1 (gene Ate1). The transcript is spliced from 8 exons. Bases 113 to 1576 code for a protein of 487 amino acids. Gene Ontology annotation, cellular component: cytoplasm. Lineage: Eukaryota; Metazoa; Arthropoda; Insecta; Lepidoptera; Nymphalidae. The record is from RefSeq and is a predicted model, not a curated record. Gene Ontology annotation, biological process: protein arginylation. Gene Ontology annotation, molecular function: arginyl-tRNA--protein transferase activity.
CCAAAUGUCACUGAAUAUAUCUACUAUUUUCUUUGUCACGGUCAAAAAAUAUUUUUAAUUUAAUAUUAAAUCAAACUUAGCAAAAUAAUAACUAUAAAUUCUUCUUAAUACUAUGAAACGCAGUCUAGUAGAAUAUUUCUCUGAGCGCGAUGGAUAUAAAUGUGGUUACUGUAAGAAACCAAAUUCGAACUAUAGCCAUGGAAUGUGGGCCCAUAUGAUGACUGUUCAUGACUAUCAAGAUUUGAUCGACAGAGGAUGGAGGCGUUCGGGGCAAUACUGCUAUAAGCCAAUUCUUGAUGUUGUGUGCUGUCCUAUGUAUACUAUAAGAUGCAGAGCUUUAGAGUUCAAAACAUCAAAAUCACAGAAAAAGGUCAUGAAACGGUUCAAUAGGUAUCUAAUGGGGCUGGAUGACAUUUCUGAAUACAGGCGAAUGUCGAGCAGCAAUGAGGAUAUGACAAAUACUGCAGGCAGAGAACAGUUUGUUGAGAGUAGAAGAGCCCAUCAGGAUAUCAAUAUUGGUGAUGUGGAUAUUUCCUUUAUUGAUCAACCAGAGUCCAUCAAUGAAGAAACACCAGAUGCCAUGUCUACACAAAGUACAACAUCAAGCAGUCCUAAACCAAAAGUUAAAAAAGAACAAGUUGCAGGCCCAGAUCCCACAAAGGCCCCUUGUAAAAAAGCUAAGCAAUUAAGGAGAGAGAGGAUGUUGGAAAAACUAAAAAAGAAAGGCAUUGACGUGAGCACUGUGGCUAAUAGCAAUAAAAAUAAUGAAAAGCAAAUAGAAGAUUUCAUAAAUGAGCUGCCUAGUGAAGUGAAAAGAAAGCUUGAGAUAAAACUCGUUAGAACAAAACCGCCUAGUCCAGAGUGGAUAGCAACAUCCAAAGAGACUCACAAUCUCUAUGUAAAAUAUCAAAUGGCAGUCCACGGCGAUAGACCUGAGAAAUGUUCCGAAUCACAAUUCACUGAAUUUUUAGUGCAAAGUCCUUUAUUGGAAGAACAUUCCGAAGAGGCUCCCCCGUGCGGCUAUGGCUCUUUCCACCAACAGUACUGGCUUGAUGGGAAACUAAUAGCCGUCGGAGUUAUAGACAUCUUGCCUAAAUGUGUGUCUUCUGUAUAUUUCAUGUACGAUCCUCAGCACAUGAACUUAACUUUGGGAACCUAUGGCGCUUUAAGGGAGAUAGCGUUCACGAGACAUUUGCACACGCUAUGUCCACAGCUGCAAUACUACUACAUAGGCUACUACAUCCACACGUGUCCUAAAAUGCGAUACAAGGGAAACUUCAACCCCUCUGAUCUCCUUUGCCCCGAGACCUACAAGUGGUUCCCUUUGAAAGAUUGUACACAAAAGUUGGAAGUCACGCCUUAUUCGAGAUUUGACCCGGACAUUGACAGUAUCGAUGAAAACUGUGGCACUGAAAGUGAUAUAAAUAACAUACCCGUGCUAUACGGAGGCGAGGUUUUGCCUUUCAAAGUGUACAGGCGAAAAAGUGCCAAGAAAAACGAUAUCGAAGAAAUUCUUGAGUACGCGCGGCUGGUCGGUACUAAAACAGUCAAGCGGAUGAUCAUAUUUAGGUCAUAAACUAAUAUAUUUGUUUGUGUAUUAUUAUAGUUAUUGGUUGUUAUUAUUGCGUUUAAGCACUAGUCACAGAACAAUUCCGUUACGGGACAGUGUCGUUGAUUUAGUACAGGGUGUAAGUGAGUAGGGACAUGCUAAAAAAAACUACUAGGUAUUUAGUAUGUAAUUCUGAGUUCUACAGCAUUGGAAUUUUUCAUUUAUACAUUAUCAAAGUUAUGAACUUUGACAGUGUAUUUUUUAAUUUUUUUUAUAACACAACAAUACUAAUUGUACAACAUGGUUUAUUUCGUAAAUAUUAGGUCCAUUCACUGACUAGCCGAAGAUUUAAGAAAGGAUUCUUUCAUAAAAAGUAUCAAGAUUUAAGAAAACAUCCUGAGAAAUUUUUCAACUAUUUCCGGAUGUCAGUAGCUAGGCCCCGAUAAAAGUUUGCAUAUUGCACGGCCCACACAUUACCACUAAAACACAACUACUCUUUAAGACUGUGUGCCGAAUAAUGACAAGACCGCUCGCAGUUACCGCGUCAAAUGUGUGCGUGCCAAUAUAAGUUCUAUGGACUACAAACGGCGCGGUUUCUUCCCGCUAGCCAUUCUGUAACAAAACGCGGUUUUAAAAUCAGUCGCGGAAAAAAACCGUCAGUGUGGCCGCUUCCAUUAGUUUCCUUUACUCACAAAAUCGGGCGGUCAGAAUCCGUGGCGGUUUAGCCGUAGUGCGGCCUCUCUCUAAUUGAAGCAAAUAGUGGCGGUCCUUGAUUGGAACCCUAGUACUUUAAAGUUAAGAGGUAUUUGUUAUUUAAAGCAUAUAAAAAGCAUAUUGGAGAUACAAGUGCAAACUAUUCAUAAAGUUUUCUGUAGCAUAUUCCUUAUACCCUGUAUAAAACAUGACGUCCACGGCACAGACCGUUUUGCGGAAUUUCGAUGAUUUAAAAUUUUUUCAAAAGACGUGAUUUCGAAUCACGCCGCAAGUUUUUGCGAGCAAGCUCGCAGCUUUUGACGAUGCGUUGCGCGUUGCAGUUUUGUGAAUAGGCGUUAAGGGGCAUGAGACGGGUCUGCCCGCGAAAUUCAAAUUUAUUUUAGUUUUUCGCAAUUUGUAAACUAAUACGACAAAGUAGGCUUAUGGCACUUGAAUUGCGCCAAUGGCAGUAUCAUCCUCACAGGUUUAUAUAAAAAUCUUUACUUGAAAGGGUCCAGUUUAAGAAAUUACUGCCAUUGUUGGAAUUAGAAAGCCAUAGUCCUACUGUGUCGUAUUAAUUUACAAACUGCGAAAAACCAAAUUAAAUUUGAAUUUCGCGGGCAGGCCCGUCUCUGAUCGAUUGUGGAAAGGCUGCACCAAUCAUUGCUGCCAGUCAAUGGCUAUUGUAAUAAUGAUUGAUACAUGUUUUCCGGAAUCGACCUACUGUUCUAACUUCUAAGUUCUAAUAGGUAUUUAUUUAGUAUUUAAUGUUUCUGUAUAACAGUAACUUAGCAUGUAUGUACUUAAAUACAUUCAAGCAUUUCAUUCGCCCCACCUUAUUGUGCAUAAAGGUGUAACCAUCAACCUUAGUUACAUUGUUAACUGAUAGUUAAUUGAAUAUAAUAUAUUAUUAUCUAACGCGUUAAA